CUUUCAGGUGAGCAUGCGCGUGGAUUUCGCUUGCCAUAGCAACCAGGGCUGGAGACGGUAGCAACUGGAAUCUUAACAAUGGCAGGGUGCUCAUUUGAAGAGUGAUCUGCAUAAUUAAUGCAAAUUGUAAGGGUUGUCUGAAUAUCGGAAAUCACCUUCAGUAGAAUGGCAAAAGCAACAACUAUCAAGGAAGCUCUAGCUAAAUGGGAAGAAAAAACUGGUCAGAAGCCAUCAGAGGCCAAGGAAGUGAAACUCUAUGCUCAGAUUCCCCCUAUAGAAAAGAUGGAUGCUUCUCUUUCCACUCUUGUUAACUGCGAAAAAUUGUCUUUAUCUACAAACUGCAUUGAAAAAAUUGCCAACUUAAAUGGGCUAAAAAACUUGCGGAUAUUGUCAUUGGGAAGGAACAACAUAAAAAAUCUGAAUGGGCUGGAAGCAGUUGGGGAUACAUUAGAGGAACUGUGGAUCUCAUACAACUGUGUUGAGAAGUUGAAAGGUCUCCAUGUGAUGAAGAAGCUGAAGAUUCUCUACAUGUCCAAUAAUCUGGUGAAAGAUUGGGCAGAGUUUGUGAGGUUGGCAGAGUUACCGUUACUGGAGGACCUGGUGUUUGUGGGCAAUCCACUAGAAGAGAAAUACUCUGCUGAUUCGCAGAGCGCCUGGGUUGAGGAGGCAACCAAGCGAGUGCCCAAACUGAAGAAACUCGAUGGUAUCCCGGUUAUAAAACAGGAAGAAGGUGAAGAAGGAGAAAACUAGCACCUUUUCUUUCACAUUAAAUUAUUGAUGUAUCUCCAGCACUGUAUAGGAUGUGAUGCUUUUGUAUAAAUAUGUCUUUAAAGAAAAAUGUAGGUAACUUUUUAACUGAUUCAUCUCCAUGUUCUUCUCACUCAAAGAAUUAUUACUUUUUUAUUAUGAAUGUUUACUUUUUAUUUAAUACCUGGAGGUUUUUUUGCAAGUGUAUGAUUUUUUUUUUAAAGAGCAGAUUUCUACAAAGCAUGUGUUAAAUGGUUUUCUCUAAUCAUUUGAAAAAUGACAGAGGGGUUCUAUAUAGUAUGGCUUUUUAAAAAUAUUUUUCUUUUAAAGAAAGGAUUCAAAUAGCGAUAUGCUCUAACAUUUAUCAAGUGUCUCAUGUUUUUUUCUCCUGGGUUAAUAUGCAAUAUUAGAUGGAAAAAAUGAAGGCAGUUUCUUUGUUGUAGGUGAAGUAUUUCUCUCCUCCUUUGGUUUAAUAUGCUGGCUGAAUUUUCCUUUACAUACUUUGUUUUAAGGAAGAUGAAACUCUUAAGCAAAGGUUUGUGCUGAUUAUAUGUUACAGAAUGGCUGAAGUCCUUUAUUAUUUUGGAAUCUGAGUAAUCUGAGAAAAGAAAACAGCUGUCAAAAGAAAUUGAGAUAUAGCAGGUUGUUCAAAACUAAGAUUCCAUUUUAGUAAUUGAUAAAUGACAGCUGAAGAAACAACAGGAAAGAAAGAAGAGGAAAGCAGUAAAGCUGUAGGAUAUAUAGUGUAAGUGUUCCAAUGCAGUUUAUUUUUUGAUAAAGAAGACUAUAAGUUGUCUUUGUCAAAGCCUUUUCCCUCCCUAGAAUUUUUACUGAUAUGACUGGACAUUUUAGUCAUUCCUAAAGAUGGAAAAGAGAGAAAUAAAGUAAGAUGUUACUAUUUUGUUGAAAGUAAAAUUUAAUUUUAUACGGCUUGCAGCAGUUUUUCUCUGCUCUGUUUUUUUCUACUUAAAAGUAUUGGCUCUGACAAUCCAUUUCUCAGUUAAUAGAUGACAGGCUGUUAUGGGAAUAAACACUAUGGAACACAGUGAGGCUCAUUUCUGUUUUACACAAACGCUGAGCCUGUGCCCAGGAAUAUUUAUUCUUUAGCCUUUGGAUUUAUGUCUCAAAUCUAUGUAUUUAUUAGGCUUCAGACAGUUAUUAUUCUGAAAGAAUGUUGCAGUUCAUUUUUUUUUUUUUUAAGAGGAGAGUUCCUUACUAUUAUAGGCUUGGUUACGUCAAAGAGCAAUCCUCCAAGCUAUUUCACAAAGUCUCACUAGAGUUUUAUUGGAAAUGUUCUUGCACAUCCACAUAUUGGAUUUUUAAUUCGUUUUUUACUUUCAUCCUAUUCAUAUUUAACUUUAAUUGUUUGUGAACCAAUCCAUGUAGAUGCACCAUUUUUAACAAAGAUAUUUAUAUGUUAGGUUUAGUGCUUUGCAUUGUUUUUCUACUAUAUUCUCAUUUGUAUCUUUACUGUUGUCUUCACAUUAGGCCAGGUGUAGGUAAUCUUGUGUUGUCCAGAAGUCCAGCUUAAUACUGGGGAAGAGGUUGCAAAAUGAAUGGAAUACUUCACAUAAAUGAGCAGGGCUAUGUUCAGGGUUACAGAGCAGAAUACUAGAUUUGAAAGGCAGCUAUAAACUGAAUAAACAGAUGUUUUAGGGCUUACGCUACUGUACAGGUGUCAUAUUUUCUUGUUUCAAUAAAUGGGAAAUGAUGCUAUCAGUUUUCAGCAAUCAUGACAAGCUUUAGGAAACUUUAGGGCCAUAAAAAGAGGCCAGACUGCAUGGCAUGAUGUCCUUAGAUUAUAGGUUGCUGGGUUCUGCUUUAGGCAAUAAGUCUGCUUGGAUGCAGUGGAAGUUACUUCUGAGUAAACAUGUAUAGGAUUGCAGCUGAGGAAGUUUGUGAACAGAUAAAUGAUUAUAGUUCUUGAUGUAGAACUUUUUAACCGUUUAAAGUAAGGCACUGUGUGUCCCAGACCAGUGAUAGUCAUUUAUUUACAUCCUCUACUUUGCCUCUUAGCAAUUGAUUUUUCUCUCGGUACCUGUGAGGCAGGAGAAACUGGUGAACUAAGAGUUGUCAUAUCUGGGGUACAAAAAUUGGGCCUGUGAACAUUGGGGCAGUUGCUGGAUGACAAUAAACAGUCAGGAUAUUGUGUCUCUCUUUCCUUUCACCUACUGGUCAUCCAGAUUUUUGUAGCCCGGAUAACCUUUAACUGGGCAAAACAGUGCCAUAAAGCAAAACCUUUUGACUCAAAGUGCUUCAGAUGAGCUAACUUAACCAAAUUCAUCCAAAAUCUGGGACCCAUAACUCUUGUGGAAUGGAUAUUUAAAUUUUGUAACACAAACAAUUUCCUAAAGCACCUUAUGACAUAAUGCAAAAGCCAUAAAACAUUUCUGGUGCUGAUGUUCAACUGUGCUAUACAGUUCAACAUAGGCUAUUUUCAAGGCAGAAACAUCUCUGAAUGUAUCCUAGCUUUUCCAGUGAAGGCAGUGCAUUAGAAGCUCUGUCAUUGCUGAAGACAUUGAGAAAUUUGGUAAGGAAAUUUCUCUGAAAGGAUAACAGCCACAGGUCACGGGUUGCCUAUGGAUUGGAUAUUGUGUGGGUUUAAGAGGCUUGUUCUCUGCAAAGACUUGCUCUUGAGGCAGUUAGCUUGCUUGGAAUUAAGAUAAAGGCAGGGUUCUUGCUAAUGAAGUGUCAAAUGUCCAGUCACUUCCAAGGGAUCUGGGAUACAGGCAGCAAUAAAUGCCAAAUUGGUUCUUUUAAUCCCAUUCUUGGUAUCCCUCAAAUGGUCAAUGCAUUUGAAGGGGAAAGUCAGCAAAAUGUUUGGACUAGCAAUUUUUGUGGAACUUCUGUUGAGUUCAGCAUCUUUUUGAUGCUGAUGGUAUAACUAGUGUGAUAUUAACCAUGCAAGUAAUGCCAUAAUCUUAGAAAUCUCUAUACUUUUUGUCUUGAAAACAGUUUUUUCAGAGAGAGUUCUGCCAUUUCACCCAGUUCUUGUUAUUUGGGAUCCCUCACAUAUACUGUAUAAUUGUCUUUGGGAAGUAAGAUAAAACACAUUUCCUGGGGAGGAAAUAUCUAAAAUGAACAAGACCAGUAACUAGGGGAUAAUUUAUGAUUGUUCAGAAACCAUGUUUAAUUUUCUCUGUUCAUGUCAUGAGAAACAAAAUUGUUAUACACUAAUAGUUUUUUUUUUAUAUCAAACCCUUUGUAUAAUUCUUUUGAAUGUGAUGGGAUACCAAGGUUUAGGAGUGGGUGAUAGGAACAUAACAACACAUCUUUCUUUAGCAAAUAGCAUCUUAGUAAGAAUUAGUGCCUUUCUUAAAAUAACUUAUUGAUGUUAUUGGCACUGGUGUUUCUUUCAGGAGAUUAGGUGGAAAUCCUUUACUAUAUCCAACAUCUUUUUGUUGCUUGGCUUGUAAAUAUUCUACUUGUGCCCUUUGUGUCAGCUGGAUUGCUGACAUAAUCCCGAUGUAAUUUACUGUAACAUUUAGAGAAAAAUAACAAUACAAAUUUAAACGGAGGAAAAAGGAGGUAUUUGAAAAUUUAACUGUUCUGUCUCUUGCAGAAUGAUCAUGUAUGAUCAACAGGCAUAUUUUUUUAAAAAAACCCAACAGGUUUUUUUAAAAUAAAGAAUUAAAAUAUAUUUAUAAUUCAAGUUUAUUUUUGGUAUGCUUAUAGAAAAAUGUGAUCCUGUAACAAGUGUUGCUUUAGUGAUUAGCUCAAUUCCCUGUUUUAUUUAGCCAGUACUAAUUGUAAUGUUUGCUUGUAUAGAAGUUGGCUUAAUUUUAUAUUUUUAAGAACAUUGAAUUGCACUGGUGUCUCCAGGCCCAUAUACAAACUCAUAGGUUUGCUGCAGUAGGGAAAAGGAGAAGCAAAGGGAAUAUUUUUGCAUUUUGGAUUUAAAAAAAAAUUGUAAGGCUGGCAAGAAUCUGAUGAAAUAGAUGCAUAUUCCAUUUAUAUAGAUUCAGUGUGCAACAGAUUGUACUGGAAUGCAGUAUAAGAUGUAAUUCAUAAAUCAAAAAGCAGUGGUACUUGUGGAAAAGCCUUUUACAGUACCUACCGGUAAAUUCCCAAGGAACAGUAUAAUUAGAAGGCUUUCACCAUGAUACUAUUUACAAGUAUAAUAAAAGAUGAUAAUACAGCUUCUUUCAAAAGGAAAGUGAUGCUUAAGACUUGGAAUUUGAAGUGGAAUGAUUUCUCUUUAAAGCUAUGAAUUAUAAUGAAAUCUGUUACCAAACCAUUUCAGUGCCAUUUCUUCCACAACUUAGAAUGUGCAAGUUACACAAAGAAGUUACUAGGAGCCUAUGUAAAAAUAGGGCUAGCGAUAGAGAACUUCUGACUGCAAUCUUUGCCACACAUUUCUUUCCAUUUGUUUUUAAUCUUCCUGAAGACUUUUCUUGAAGGCUACUUCACAUCUUGCAGUAAAAGCUUUUGCUUUUGUAGCAUGUUAUCUUUAUUUCUCUAAAUGACAGAUAGACGGCUCAGCAUGACCUGGAAUGUCCUUUUCACAUUGCAUACAGAAGAGUUUCUUUUUUUAAUAGUGAAGCAACAUAUUCUGUUGUGAAAAGCAGUUGGUAGGAUAAUGAAAUUUUAACAACCAGGUAAUGUUAGACAGAAGAUGAAAUAGACAUGAGGCGAAUAUUGGGUUGAUGUGGCAUUACAGUAAAAAUGUUCCAAAUAAUGUACUUCUGAUCUUGUUGAAAUGGAUUAGUUUGUAGUGCAAAACACAAAUCCAAAUGCUAAAAUAAGGAGUGGGUUUUUUUUUUAAAAAAUGCACUUUAAAAUUAUGCACUGGACGCUGAUAGGAAGUAAUGUAAAUGGUUGUGUUGCGAUAUGUGGGUUAUGCAGAGAAAGCUUCUUGGCAGAGCAACAAAUAAAAAGGACUUCCUUCUAGUUGCUCUGAGGAGCUGUUAUGGUUUGCCACCACCCUGGAAAUUAUUUAGCCUAAUAUAUGGAUUAUGGGUGAAAUAAAUAUCCAUGUAAAAGACAUGUAAGCAGUGUUGAAUCCCACUCUCCACACUGGAAGUAGGGUGGCUUAUGUUAAUCUUAUUUAAUGGCAUACUAAUACAUUUAAUGCAUACUGAUAAAUUGAGAGGUGUCAACAUGCAUUUCAGUCUCUGGCUGCAAUCAGACACUGUACAUUAUUUAUGCAAAGAUGUCAAAGGACAUUUAAAGCUGGCAGCUCUCAUUUGUGGAUCUCUAGUUUAAGUAGAAAUUUAGGCUUCUAAAACAAACUCCAAGUUGGAGAGCAAUUUUCAAGCAAUUACUGUAGCAUGAUAACUCCUUUUAAAAAGUAGAGUACAAUUUUGUAGCACGAUGAUAUUGUCUGACAUUAUUAUGAAGUUAUUUAGAUCUGUUUUAAGUCAUUUUGUGAAACUUGCUCAAAAGUAGAAAUAAAUAUUUUAUACAAAGGACA
Crotalus tigris (Tiger rattlesnake) is the source of this 6160-nucleotide messenger RNA. It is a transcript of the gene DNAL1, whose product is annotated as dynein axonemal light chain 1. Gene Ontology annotation, cellular component: cytoplasm. Gene Ontology annotation, molecular function: protein kinase binding. NCBI's taxonomy places the organism in Eukaryota, Metazoa, Chordata, Lepidosauria, Squamata, Viperidae. The coding region runs from base 166 to 750 and encodes 194 amino acids. The transcript is spliced from 9 exons. The record is from RefSeq and is a predicted model, not a curated record.